Messenger RNA from Chanos chanos (milkfish), 1329 nucleotides. Its product is annotated as transmembrane 4 L6 family member 1. The record is from RefSeq and is a predicted model, not a curated record. The coding region runs from base 273 to 860 and encodes 195 amino acids. Gene Ontology annotation, cellular component: membrane. Lineage: Eukaryota; Metazoa; Chordata; Actinopteri; Gonorynchiformes; Chanidae. The transcript is spliced from 6 exons.
GGCGGUUAUUGACCGACCCCGUCAGAGAAGAGAGGACGCUGACCGAGAGGACACGAGGCCCCCCUGUCUUCCCUGAGUUACCUGAAUCUGUGCUCACGUUCCUCCGACAGUUUCACUCUCCCACGCUUAUGAACCAGUAGCUAUCUAUAUGGUCCACGGACUAAAGGGUUUUCAAACUGGUUUCACCCUUUCCAAACUGUUCAAAGGCCCAGACGGAUUACGCACUGAUUCUUUCAUCUUGAUAACUACUAAACUACCAGCCACAGGCGAAGAUGUGUACUGGAAAGUGUGCAAAGUGUACUGGGGACAUGCUGUUUCCACUGGGACUGUUGGCCGUUGUAGCGAACAUUCUUCUCUUUUUCCCCAAUGGAGAAGUGUUGAGAACGGAAGAGAUCACUGAACAAGUCUGGUAUUUCCCAGGAGUCAUUGGAGGUGGCUUGCUAAUGUUCCUACCUGCUUCAAUAAUGCGGGCUGCAGGAGUGGAGGGGAGUUGCUGUGCCAACAGGUGUGGGAUGAUGUUUGCCAUGGUGAUGUCUGUGGUGGGUGUAGCGGGAGCACUAUACUGUAUGGUGGUCUCUGCUAUUGGCCUGCAGAAUGGCCCACUAUGUGAUACAGGCAACGGAGAGUACAACACCCCUUUUAUCAACCAGACCACCGAGGAGAGUUACCUGUUUAACCAGACAUUAUGGACAGAGUGUAAGAAUCCACAGAAUGUGGUUCUGUGGAACGUGGUUUUGUUCUCCAUUCUGCUGGCACUGGGAACACUGGAGGCUGUGCUCUCAGUUUCUCAAGUGGUCAACAGUUUGCUGGGAUGCCUCUGUGGAACCUGCAUGAGUAAAAGACAGGCUGGGAUGGCGUAAGGAAUAACUGACACACUCCACAUCACAUAACACACUGACAUGCUCUAAGUAUGAAAUCUGUUCAACUUUUAACCAAAUUGUUAUUACUACACUCAAAAACAAGUGAAGAUUUCUAUGCUAAUUAUAUUCUCAAAAGAGCCUUUUUAUCUUCUCAUGUAUAAACAGCUUUAGACUGAAAAUGAUUCAUAAACCAGUUAUAUGUAAUUUUACACACAGGCUAACAAUAAGGAGCGAUCCCUCCUCUUGCCACAAACUGUAAUUAAAUCCUUUUUUUAAGAUGCAGAAAUAGGUGUGUAAAUUGGUAAUGUAAUGUUUGGAGGUUGUCAGAAGUUCUUAUUGUUAGACCUCAGUGAUUUUCUAAAGGCAUGUAUGAUUAGUUAACAUUCCAGUUGUUUUGUUACAUAUAUAUGGAUGAUUAACUUGUGACAGUUGGUUAUGAGAUAAAUUAAAUUACCUAUCUUAAAUAUCA